CUGUAUGACGCAACCAUCACAACUGGAGAAGAAGUUCGCUGUUUCUGGGGGCGUAAAGUCACCGGCGCUGCUAUUCUUUUCUGGCUGAACAAAUACAUGAACGCAAUGUUUCUGGUUUGGCUCUUUGUCACAGACUUCAAGAUUUCGGAUGAGGCAGGUACUUUCCUCUUGAUUGUUAGUGAAUUGUUCCUGAAUGACCAUACAACUUCAUCAGAGGUCAGUAGAGCCCCCUUCAUCGCAUUACGUGUAUAUGCACUCCAGAAGAGCUUGAUUAUAUGCGCAAUGGCCUUCAUGUUGGCUUUAGCGCCUCUCACAACCAAUUUUGUAAGUACUCUUCAAUAA
This is a messenger RNA of Dichomitus squalens LYAD-421 SS1, 342 nucleotides long. RefSeq lists its product as uncharacterized. The transcript has 2 exons. The record is from RefSeq and is a predicted model, not a curated record. Lineage: Eukaryota; Fungi; Basidiomycota; Agaricomycetes; Polyporales; Polyporaceae. The annotation marks the transcript as partial.